Molecule: messenger RNA, 1230 nt
Organism: Thyridium curvatum
Lineage: Eukaryota; Fungi; Ascomycota; Sordariomycetes; Thyridiales; Thyridiaceae
Exons: 1
Coding region: 1-1230 (409 amino acids)
Cellular component (GO): intracellular anatomical structure
Molecular function (GO): FMN binding; NADPH dehydrogenase activity; NADP binding
Source: RefSeq, a predicted model, not a curated record
AUGGUGCCGGUAGUCGUCGACAACAUCGCUGCCAAGGGCAUCAGCUACUACACGCCGGCCCAAGACCCUCCCGCCGGCACUGAGCUCGAGGAUGUCUCGACUAAGCUCUUCAGCCCUUUGACCAUCCGCGGGAUGCAGUGCGCUAACCGCUUAUUCCUAUCCCCUCUUUGCCAGUAUUCUGCCAAAGAUGGCUACGCCAACGACUGGCAUUUCGCACACCUGGGCGGAAUAAUUCAACGGGGCCCUGGCCUCGCUAUCGCCGAGGCUACGGCUGUCCAGGCUAUUGGUCGGACUACGCCUCAGGACCUUGGACUCUGGGAGGACGGGCAGGUUGAGCCUUUCAAGAGGAUUACGGAAUUUGCACACGGCCAGAGCCAAAAGAUUGCGUUUCAGCUGGCCCAUGCUGGCCGCAAGGCUAGCGGUGUCGCGCCAUGGCUGAGCGGUAACGCUGUUGCCGUCAAAGAGAUGGGCGGAUGGCCAGACGAGAUUGUCGGCCCAUCGGCCAUCCCGCAGGAGGAAGGAUAUCCUGUACCAAGGGCGCUAAGUCUCGACGAGAUUAGGCAGCUGAAGAUCGAUUUUGCCGAAGCAACGAAAAGGGCAAUCAGAGCCAAUUUUGAUGCCAUUGAGGUCCACGCGGCCCAUGGCUACCUCCUGCACCAAUUCAUGAGCCCUAUCGCAAACCAACGCAACGACCAGUACGGCGGCAACUUCGAAAACAGAACCAGACUACUGCUCGAGGUGGUAGAUAUUGUCAGGGAGGCGAUGCCUGAAAACAUGCCGCUUUUCGUCAGAAUCAGUGCCACCGACUGGUUCGAAUUCGGCUUGCAAGACGAGUUUCCCGAGAGCUGGACAGUUGCCCAAUCUGUCCGCCUCGCUCCCUUGCUAGCCGAUCGGGGCGUGGACUUGAUAGACGUCACAUCCGGCGGCAUUCACAAGAGAUCUGCCAUAGCGAUCAAGUCGGGGCCUGCUUACCAAGUCAAGUUUGCGGAGGAGGUUAAGAAAGCAGUCGGCGACAGGAUACUGGUGUCUGCUGUGGGCGGCAUCAAGUCAGGCCUCUUGGCCGAGGCGACAUUGCAGCAAUCUGGGCUUGAUGCCGUUCUCGCUGGCCGAUGGUUCCAAAAGAACCCUGGGUUGGUAGGUGCGUUUGCCGAGGAGCUCGGAGUCAAAGUUAAGAUGGCGCAUCAAAUCGAAUGGGGGUUGAGAGGCCGUGCUGGCAAGAAGAAGACCUAG